AUGCCCCGCCAAUACACCGAGCUAUGUCGUAUGUGUCCCCGCUCCUUCCUCUUCGCCGUCGUCGCAAAGGUCGGCCCUGGUUGCGAGAGCCGCCCCCUAGCCGUGGCCUACCGCCAGGGGAAUAAUUCUAUGGAAGACACACAUCUGCAGCGCGUGGAACACUUCGCGGCAGACACUCUUACACUUAUUGAGAUCCUGUCCGAUCCUGCGAACCGCGCGCCGCUGGAGGCGGAGACGGCCAUUGCACGAGACUGGUAUUGGCGGACUCAAGGGCAUGACAAGGAUCGAUUUACUCCGCGACCCAGUGUUCCAGACUCGGUUCAGCCGGCUUAUGUGCCCUGGGAGAAGCGGAGGGAGUCUUCCCAACCCCGACCCCAGCUGCCUUGGCGUGAUGACGCCCCUACCCAGUUUCCAUUCGCCACAGCCUGCCUAUUACUGGGACUGUUGGGCGGCAAAGGGGAUUGCAAUCAAAGGAGUCGCACGCGUUCGGGCGACGUCCAGCUUCAGCCACUAUCCACUGUGUUCCUGGGCAAAUGCAUCGAGCAUGGGCUGGUCGUUGUGGAUAUUUCCGACCUUGACAGCGGCGUCAAGUAUGGCAUCGCGGCCUUUCCCGUGCGCUACAUGGCCGAUGUUCAGUACAAAUCGGACUCACGUGGCUGGGAUUCCAGGCAAGACCCCGCGCCUGAAAAGGAGCCGGACGUUGUACCCUUCAGUCCACGACCUCGACGGCUGUUGUCUAUUCAUCAGUGGCUAAGCAGGUACUUCCACUAUGACAACCUGACCAGUAACGCUACUCUCUGCCGCCUGGAUAAUAUGCCCCGUCUUGGCACUGCCGCCUUGGAUUGUAUAUAUGUUCCCACGCGACCUGUCAGGGUGAAUUGCAGCAACUGA
This is a messenger RNA of Penicillium manginii, 891 nucleotides long. RefSeq lists its product as uncharacterized. The record is from RefSeq and is a predicted model, not a curated record. The coding region runs from base 1 to 891 and encodes 296 amino acids. The transcript has a single exon. NCBI's taxonomy places the organism in Eukaryota, Fungi, Ascomycota, Eurotiomycetes, Eurotiales, Aspergillaceae.